GGUUAACCGUAAAUUCAUCCAAUAAGAAGAGACGGCGGCUAGCAGAAUAUAUAUUUUGGGUACUUGUAAUAUUCACAUUUGACACAACAAAGAUGACUGAUAAUUAGUUCCUUAUCUUUAAUACUUUGUGUUUUGCUAACGUGGGUUUUAUGUAGUCAGAAGAAUUUCAGGUAACUCUCUUUUUGCAAUGUUGCUGUCAAAAGAAAAUUGUGCGAGCCCAAUCAUGUCUCAGUUACAUGGGUUAUGCAGUACGGGUAUUUUGAAUAUAAACAAUAGCCCUUGCUUCCUGCCAAAAUGAUAGUUCAUGAUUUGAUAGAUUUCCAAAUAGACAAUAUUAUUUCAUUCUGUGACCAUGGAGGACUGUGAACCACAGGAAUUAUUAAUGCAAAAUGUUCAGGACCUUAGGAAACGAUUGGCAGACACGGAGAGAAAUUUGAAGAAGCUGUCAAAGAUUGAAAAACAGGGGAAUUAUGAUGACUCUGAUGUUGAGUCCAUUUCCACACUAAAUAGUGUACCUGUUACUGAAAGGUUUGUCAUGACAAUGGAUGAUUUGAUAAGGAACCCCCUUCAUCAUGAUGUAUCGUGCGACAGAGACAGCAUUAGGUCUGGGUUGGCCACAUUACCAGAAUCAUCAUACGCUGGAUUUGAAAGAAUACAGCAUGCAUCCAGCACUCCUAACAAACCUCAGGCCCCGAGUCGCCUAGACAGAUAUAACAGGGUUCAGUUGAUGGAAAGGGGCUCUCAGCAGGAGUCUGGAGAAAUCCGCUACAUGAAGGAGGCCAACAAAAAACUGCUUCAACAAAACCACAAACUGCUGGAAGAGAUGGAGAGAUAUAGCCAGGAGUUAAAUGCUGCCAAAUCAAAGGUACAGGAAUUAAGUUUGGAAUUGGAUGACUACCGUCAGAGUCUGCCAGAUUUGGAGGAUAAAAUUGUUGGUCUGCAAGGAGAGACUGACUCACAGGACAAAGCCCUGAGAGAAGCAGAAGAAAGAUAUGAGAAGCUACAGAGACAAAAUGCAGACUAUCAGCUGCAGAUUAAACAGACUGAACAAGAAAUCGAGGAACUCCGCACAGAUUUAAGUGAUGAAAAGAAGAAGAGAAAGGGGGCAGAAGUACAGCGAGAUGAGGCUUUGCAGAAUUUCAUUGAAGCUCAAGAGACUUUAGAGGAUUAUCAAAAGAAAGCUAAAGAUAAGACCAGAAAGUUAGAGAACAAUGAGGACUACCUACGAGACAGCUUGGGGGAGGCUAACCAGGAACGUGAGGAUCUGUUAGAAAGGAUCUCACUUCUUCAGGCCAAAAUCAAAAGUCAAAAUGAGGAAAUCAGGAGAUUACAACUUCUAGAAGAGGUUGAAUUAGACAGUCGAAGAGACUUAGAAAAACAGAACACAGAAUUAAAAUCAUCAUUAAGCAAAAACUCCUCAAAACUUAGCAGGCUAGAGACAGACUCUUUGCAAAUGGAGAGUCUUAAGAAAGAGAAUUCUAGACUUCAGAGUCAGGUUGACCACCAGAGGGAGCAGCUAUCAGUGUGUCAACAGGAGAUAGAAGAGAGCAGGACCAUGUUGUCACAACUGGAGCAGCUGGCUCAGCAAGUCCAAAAUCAGAACAAGUCUCAGAGUAGAGGAGCAAGCUUCAAUGACAGUGGAGUGUAUAGUGUUAGUGUUCGAGCUGUUGCAGACUCUUCCAGAGGUCAGUCCCAUGACAUGGGGUUACCCACGUUCUAUAAAUCAGGAGGGGCAGAGUAUGGAGCAAGUGAACAAGUUUCGACAGCCCCUGGAGGGGCCAGGGCCAUUCUGCAGGAUCUCAGGAUGCAGUUAGCGAUGAAGGAUGCAGAGAUACAGCGUCUCCAGUCCUGCUUACAGUCACAGGAGGCCAGUAGUCAGACUGUGCUGAUAGAGAGUCUCCGACAGGAACUUACAAGCAUGCUGGAGAAUAAACAUCAAGGUGCUCACAGGGUCCAAGAAUUGGAGAUGCUUGUGUCUCAGUAUGAGGCUGACAAGUCUAGGCUGGUAGGGGAGAUUACUGAGUUAAAAAGAGAGAUAGGGGACAGAGAAGCUCAGAACUCAUCCUUUGAGACUAGGAUCACUCAAAGGAACUCACAGCUGAUUGAGCUUCAAGAACAAAUCAACCACAAAUGUUCUGAGAUAAGCAAUCUGGAACGGGAAGUAAGGAAGAAAUCAUCUCAGAUCCACCAGUUAGAAGAACAACUGGAUGAAAAGUCUGCCGAGUUUUCAAAUUGUGUAUCCAGGAUCAAACAGCUGGAGCAUGAUGUCACUUUCAGAGAUGAAGAGAUCACAAGGACUCAGGUAGAACUGAAGGAAAAACAACAGAGUCUCCAUCAACUCAAGAGCACGGGUGACAAGAACCAGCAGCUACACCAGGAGCAGUGCAGAGAUUACGAGAAACAGAUAGACAUGAUCCAGAAGGAGAUGGAAAAUAAAUCAUCAGUAUUUGAGGAAAACUCAACCCAACUGACUCACUAUAAAAGAGAGCUUGAAGGGAGGAACUCGCAAGUGAAGAAAUUACAGAAAGAACUUGAUAAAACUAAGGAGAAAUUAGAAGUUCAAACACAACAAAGUCAUUUUGCCCUCCGACAGUUAGAAUCUCAGGCUAAUGAGGGAACCUCACAAAUGAAACAGCUGGAGGCAGCUCUGUUUCAGUGCAAGGAGGAAGUCAAGACGUAUCUCGGAGCUUUGGAAGAAUCUCGAGACAAGUACGACCGAGACAUCAGGCACAAAGAAGAAAUGGUAAUAAUUGAGGACUCCCCUGACCUUUAUACAACUUCUACCUGGCGUAUAUAUCAUGUAAAUAAAAUGGAAAGGCAUAUAAAACAAAUCCAGAAAGCAUUGGAAGACAAGUACCAAGAAAACAUUAACUUGGAGAAAACUGUUUUUGAACACCAAACCAUGCUUCAACAGAGUACGACCAGAAUCGCUGAACUGGAAGACAUCCAAUCAGAACUGGGGAAACAGGUGUCCCAGCUGGAACAUCAGCUAUUGACUCAGAAAGCUCAGGCCAUGACAGAAUCUCAGAUGACGGAAAAGAAGCUCAAACAAGCCUGUGAAGACCUCGAGCACAGAACAGUGACCAUUAAUAAACUCACAGAUGCUCUCAGGGAGUUAGAGGUGGAGAAGAAAAAUAUGAAUGAAGAAAUCAAUAUGUUGGAGCAGCAGCUUCAGGAUGAACAGGAGGGAAAUGAUGACAAGGUCAAGCGGAUGUCUAAACUAGAGAAGGACAUAAGGGACCUCAGGGUACAGCUAGAGCAGAAAAUAGAAAUAGUGAAUGAUUAUGAAGACCAGAUUCAAAAGAAAACAGAAGAUAUGGAUCAGCAAACACAGUUGGUCAGUGACCUUGACAGUGAGGUUAAGAGGUUACAGGUAUCUCAAAAGCAAGCCAUAGAGCAAAGCGAGGAUACAUCAGACAAACUUCAGAAGGUCGUCCGCGAGAACCAAGCCAAGGAGGAGAUGAUUGAAGACAUGAAGGACACUCUCAGGAAAACUCAGGAAGAGCUGAAUGAAAAGAGACAUGAGGUGCAUGAGCUCUCAGAAGCUAUAGAGGACAGACAGAGAGAGCUUCAACAGAGGACGUCCCAGGUGAAUGAGCUGAGUGCGACUGUUAAAGAACAGCAUACCGAGAUGAAGCAGAGAAUUAUGACAUUGGAAAGUUCCCUGCAAAAGUAUGAGCUGGAAAUUCAGGAGAGGACCAAGCAGAUAGCGGAGCUGGAUGACAAACUACAGCAGACCCAGUCCCAGCUGGGUGAGAUGACCCUCCAAUACAGACAUGCUGACCAGCAGUGUAAGAAACAGAGCUUAGAGCUCCAGUCCAAGACAGCCAAACUACAAGAGCUGGAAAAGACAGUUGAAAGACAUCACUUUAAAUUGGAAGAGCAAAAAGAUGAAAAUGUUGAAGUUACCCAAGAGCUGAGGUUGACGAGAGAGCAGUUGCAGCAACAGCAUAAAGAGUUCCUGUCAACUAGACGACAGCUAGCUCAGGUGAACCGAGAAAAUGAACGCCUGACGAGAGAAAUGGAGGAAAUUAACAUUGUGCGACAAACCAGAGAAACGGACACAGCUCGUCUGGAAGAGGAACUUGGGGCCACAAAAGCUCGUGAAAUACAGGCCGAGACCAGACUGAAUGCUGAGAUUCGCCUCAGGAGUGAAGAAAUGGAGAGAGCCAGGGAGGAGCACCAAGUCCUGGUGGAUGAGCUGCAGCGCUCCAUUAGUCACCUGAGUGAGGAUAAGGAGAAGAUUGAGCGAGAGCUGGAGAAGAAGAUGAUACAGAUCAAGGAACUAGAGAUCCACUACCAGGCUCAGUUUGACAUUCUACAGAAGGAACUUGAAAACAUACAGGACGAGAUGAUAGCCAAAAAGGAGCUGGCCUCGGUGGCCAAUGAAUCUCUUAUCAUAAAGGAUUCUGAAAUAGCCAGAUUAAGAGCGAAAAUCUCCGGAAUGGAAAGAACAAUGGCUUCCCUGAACAUGUCUAACAACAACAAUUCUGAAUCUGUGUAUCAGAGUUCAAUGAUUGGAGCAGAAGUUGUUAAACGUAGACAAGGGUCAGAAAAUCAAAGUGAGGUGGAUUCUCAGGAAUCUCGAAGUGCCCCAGUAUCCCCUGCGGCGAGGCGGAGAAUUCUGAAGGAGCCAUAUUCCACAGCCGGGAAAUUGCAUGGAGAAUUUCAUGAGCCAGAAGAUGAUACUGCCCUUUACAUGCUGCCAGUGCCAAGAGAUGUUAAAUCUGGUGAAUCAAAACGGACUCAACAGGUCCAUUUUAAAGAUGGAGACACUGAUGAAUUCGAUGAAGUGUUAAAUGAAGAGGAGGUUAAAUGGGUAAAAUCAAAUUUAGGGAGGAACAAUGCUGUGAGUAAAACUCCUUUGAGAAGUAAAGGGGUGCCUCGGGCUAGUGAUAGAAUUAACAACAAAGACUUUCGUAAUUUGGCUGCCCAGAAAGGAAAGGGAAGGAAAUCUGAUCACCUGCCAGGAGAGUUUGAAAUAGAGCCCAUGACAGCAGUGAGGAUGUACAAGAGUCCACACUACACUGAGCAGGGAAAAGUUGAUACAGAUUCUGCACAUGGGAUCUAUGAACUUCAGGAGAAAUUAAGAGCUAAUGAAAUGAGACAGAAGCUAAUUGAUCAACAGUUAAAACAUCUUGAUGAUGGUGCUAUCCAUUCCUAGUAGAAAUUAGAUCUUAGACAUUUCUGGUACCAAAGAUAUUUUAUCAUGACCACAACAUAUUUUCAUGCAUUUAUCUGUGGCCUUUAGUUUUGAAAUAAGAUCUACUUUAAACAAAAAAGUGAAAGUAAGCCUCUAUUACAACAUAUGCAAUGAAAUCCAGUUUAUGUACAGCGUAUCAUACCAACAAAGUUUGAAGAUGAACUGUUCACAUUAACACUGGAGUAAUGUCACUCUUCCAUAAUCAAUAUUGUGAACACUGGACAGUGAAAUCAUGUGAUUGUAGGUGAUAGUUUUGGCACACCCUUUCAUUUAGCACCUCUGCAUUGUGAGCUGAUGACCAAACCAGAGCAUUUAUUUAUUUAUAAUUUGUUAGGAAUCUUGUUUGUACUAUAGUGUUUAUCUUGUUGAUACAUGUAACAUAUAUAAUAUUGAUUUUUACAUGUACAAUAAAAUACGGGAGAAUUUUACAAAUAUC
Molecule: messenger RNA, 5639 nt
Organism: Ostrea edulis (European flat oyster)
Lineage: Eukaryota; Metazoa; Mollusca; Bivalvia; Ostreida; Ostreidae
Product: coiled-coil domain-containing protein 18-like
Exons: 30
Coding region: 353-5164 (1603 amino acids)
Source: RefSeq, a predicted model, not a curated record